Molecule: messenger RNA, 3176 nt
Organism: Sinocyclocheilus grahami
Lineage: Eukaryota; Metazoa; Chordata; Actinopteri; Cypriniformes; Cyprinidae
Exons: 10
Coding region: 12-3176 (1054 amino acids)
Biological process (GO): regulation of apoptotic process; defense response to virus
Cellular component (GO): cytosol
Molecular function (GO): protein binding; GTP binding
Source: RefSeq, a predicted model, not a curated record
UUCAUGAUUUGAUGUUUACUGAAGAUGGCCACAAAAUGAGUCUUGAAGGUGCUUUAAAAACCAAACUGCUUCUGCAGGAGUGCCAUUUUACUUGGUCUCUAAGAGAAGAAGAAGACUUUGUUCUCUGUGAUUUACUGAAUCGUCUGGAGGAUCAGAUUCAGUUGGAAUCUGAUGAGGCAAGAGUAACACGAGCUUACAGCAGCGUUGGAUUUGUUCUGUAUCUCUAUGGCAACCAGCAGGAAGCACUCGCAAGUCUCCAGAAAUCAGUGCAGCUUGCAAAAGAACACUACAAAGACAGUGAUGAAGUUCUUAUUGUUACCUAUGGAGACCUUGCCUGGUUGCACUAUCAUAUGAAUGAGGUCUCUAAAUGUGAAGAUUACUUGAGAGAGUUAGAGAGGAUCCACAGAAAAUUUUCUGAAGGAUUCACUUAUACUGUUGAGGUGCUCAGAGAAAAGGGUUGGACUUUUCUUAAAUUCUCCUACAAAUACUACAAUGCUGCAAAGGAAUGCUUUAGACAGGCCCUUGAAUUUAACCCAGAUGACAGUGAUUUAAAUUCAGGCUAUGCUAUUGUAAUGUUCCGCACAACAAAUGAGAACUCUGAAUCUUUAGACUCACCAACAAUAAAACAGCUCAAAAGAGCUAUAGAGCUUGAUCCAGAUGAUGCUGUUCUUUUAGUCUUGCUAGCCUUGAGAAUGCUGCAUAACAGAGAUGAUUGGAAGACAUACGAAACUGCAUUGAAGAAGGUGAUUGUGGCACUGAGGAUGUCCCCUGAAAACCCACACGUCAUAAGAUACGCAGCAAAAUUUUGCCGCCAAUUAGGAAACAUGGAUGCUGCCAUUACUCUACUGGAAGAAGCCCUGCAGGCUACCCCAAACUCAGCCUUUAUACACCAUGAAUUGGCUAUGUGUUACAAAGGUAAAAAAGAAAUCCUGGAAAAGAAACAUAGGACGCAUAGUAAAGCAGAGUUUGAUGUUAAAGAGUCUGAUGAAGUCCAGAAAUACCUGCAUAAGUGCAUCUAUCAUCUGGAAAUGGCAAUUUCCCUAAAGCCGUCUUUUGCUACUGCCAUGGCAGAUGUAGCACUGCAUUACGGACAACUAGGUCGCUUCGAAGCUGAGAGUCUUUUUGAAAAAGCAUUUAAAAUGACUGAAAAUAAAAAGCGAGAUCUGCAGGAAGUUCAUUGUUUAUUUGGCCAAUACCAGCUCUACUACAAAAGAUCUGAACAACUGGCCAUCCAUCAUUUCAUGCAAGGUCUGAGGCUGCAACCGAAAUCAGAGGAAGGCAAGAAGUGUGAGGACAAACUGUAUAAGGUGAUUGAACAUCGAAUUAAAAGGCUGAAAAACCAGGAUGACGGCAUGGUGUGUGGCAUACAGGGAUUCAUUCAUGAAGUGAAGGGUGAAAAACUCAAGGCUGAACAGUUUUAUGAGAGAGCCAUAACAAAUGGGCUUGAUUUAGGUGAAAGCCCUCUUCUCAAAGAGAUAAGAAUUUGGCUCAUGAGUUUCAGUGAAACCGAAAAAUCUGUUCUAAAACUGGUUUUUGAUGACCGUUAUGAUGAAGUUGGAAGUGGGAGGCUUAAGACAUUCAAAGGUGCCAUGAAUGAGGAGAUUGUGCACUUGGUUGAUAUUAAUAUCUGCAAUGACAAGAGGAUUCUUAAAUGGGAAAAACUGACUCUUGGGCCCCAUGCCAUUCUACUUGCAUUUUCUCUGCAUGAUGGCGAAUUCACAGACCAGACCAAAAAGAUUCUAGAAAGUUUAGAAUUUCUUGGAGAGAAAUUUUGGAAUCAUGUCAUUGUAGUAUUUACAGAGGGAGACCGUAAUAUAGAUGAGUAUUCUGGAGAUCAGAGAAGCGUAUUGGAGUGGCUUCUUGAAAAAUGUGGAGACAAAUCCUACAUCUGUGGCUCUGCACCAGAAACUACAGAGAGGAGAGAGCUUUCAGAGAGGAUACAGAGGAUGAUAAGGAGAAAUAAUUCAAUGCAUCUAGUCUUACCAGAUAAUUCAAAUGGAGAUUCUCAAUCCCCUUUAGACAUUUUAAGGAAGCUAGACAUGAAAGAUUGUUUGUUCACUCCCAAGGUCAUCGUUCAGAAAGGGCAAAGUAAAUACAGGUUAGAGUGCGACCAUGCAGGCUGGUUCCAUUGUAAGUUUACACAGAUUGGUUUUAACAUGGAGGGGGAAGGAGAGGUGCUAUACAGCACUGUUCUUCAAGACAGCGACUGUCCAGUCCCUGCCAACUAUUACCAAGCAGGACCUGUGUAUGAUAUCAAAUGUGUUCAGGGUGAGCUGUCUCAGCUCAGACUACCUCAUUGUGAGACCUCCAUUGAGGAUGCCUGCCACUUCAUGUCAGUUAUACAUUACUCUAGUCAGAUUGCUGAUAUUUUGAAACCUCAGAAUAUCACAAGCACGCACGUUACAGUGAGCAUCCCAGGAACAUCAACGUUCUUUAUUUCCAAAGUAGCAAAUUGGUUUACGAAUCGUUGGUCUAAGACACAUGGCCAGGUGAUGCUAUUCUAUCUACAGCGAACACAUAGGCUGCAUGUGUUUCUACAACCACGUAGUGUGGAUCCCAGAGAAGUGGAAAACUGUAAUAAAGAUUACAGAUUAAUCCAAACAGCUUGUGAAUGCAUGCUCAAAUAUGAAUGUGUGUACAGCAUGUCCUGUGAUCCUGUUGAGGAACAUGGACUUUCAGUGAGACCAGUAUCAAAGAUACAACCAGCGGACACAAAACUUCAUUGCACAAAGCAGUGGAAACAUUACUAUCCAACAUUUGAUAUAAAGUUGCCAGAUGGUGUGAUGGAUGUGGAUUUACACCUCAAAAAGAAAAACCCCAAGAAAGGAAAGGUUAAAGUUGUAUGGAGACGUGACAUAACACUGACAGACUAUACAGCAGAAAACAGCAGUCCAAUCCUAUCAACUAAAGAACAAUGUGUAUCCUUUCUGAAAAACAACAAAGCUAAACUUAUUCAAAGAGUGAGAAAUGUGGAUGUCAUUUUAGAUCACCUUGGUGACGUUAUUGCAAAUGAGCAGAUAGACGAAAUCAGAGAACUGACAACAUCUCAGAGAAAAAUGAGGAUGAUCUUUGAUAUCAUAGAAACACAAGGGCCUUUGUCGGAACAGACAUUUUUGGAAGUGCUUUACAAGGAAGAACCAGUUCUUAUGAAAGAUAUGACAACAGACAGCAACUAA